GUUAGUUGAGCUUAGCAGUCCAACCGACUUGGAUAUAGAUAUAGUCGCUCUGCCGUGAGAAAAUCGCGGUUAGUCGGGGAGAAUCGAGGGAUCCGCGAUCUUGGGAGCACUUUUGCAUCGACUAUACACGGAGCGUGAAAUACUAAAUAAAUACAAACUAAAAAAAAAACGACAGACGACACAAUAAAGCAACAAAUUCGUAUACAAUCAAAGUAACGGCGAUUUGUGCAAGUACCGAUCACCAGACAUGCUGUAGCCACGUAAACAGGAUGCUUCUGAAGUGACUCGAAUAUGGACCUUGAUUUCUUGGAACAGCUCUCUCCGCAAGAUCUGGACGGCAUAAAUGGCGAUGGCAUGGACAAUCUGGAUCUGUUGAUGCAAGGAGCCCUCGACGACAGCAUCCAGUUGGGCCACAAUGGUCACCUGUCCGGAGCAGGAGGGGUGCACACCCACAUGGAGUCGCCGCACACACCGCCCAUGAAUGGCCUGGACACCCACUCCCAAUUGGGUGGAUGCGGACGCUUGGGCAGUACGCCGGUGGCGACGCAAGCCCAGAGCCACGUGCAUCCGCAGCUGCCGGAGAGUCCGCCGGACUCGCAGCCCGCCUACAGUCCGCUGGGCGAGGCCCAUGGCAUGGCGAUGUCGGGGCGGGAGCUCAUCUAUCCGGGUCUGCCGCCCAUGCAGCACCAGCCGCACCUGCUCCAAACGGACCUGGCCCAAUACGCCUCCCCGCCGCAGCAGCAGCAGCAGCAACAGCAUCAAUUUGCUGCUCCACAGACGGAUGUGCGGAUCAAGCACGAAUCCGGACUCAUCAUUAAUCCGGGCAACUUGCUGUGCCAGCAGCAGCAGCAGCAGCAGAUGCAUCAGCAGCAACACCAGCAACAGCAACAGCAGCAGCAGCAGCACCAUCAACACCAGAUCAAUGAGCAGCAGUUUGCCAGCCAUCACCAGGAUGGGAUCCUCCAGGAUACGAUGCUCUACUACAACGAUGGAGCGGUGGGUGGUGCGGGCUUGUAUCCGCAUACCGGCAGCUAUCAGAACCUGUCCACCUGCACUCUGACCUCCGCCCUGGGACUGGAUCGCGUCCAGGUGAUCGGCACCAGCCAGUUGUCCCUCAAUCGUGUGUCCGCUCCCUCCACCCCAGUGCAUUCCUUGUCCCGCAAGCGCAAGAUGUCCACGCAGCUGGAUUGUCCCGACUUUGCACCCACCCCCAAAGUGGAUGCGGGUCUGCAGAUGAGUCCCCUGCGCGCCUCCCACCACUCCCUGGCCACGCCCACUCCGGCGCCCUCCCACUGUUCCGCUUCCGUAUCGCCAGCCCUGUCCGCCGUGAAUUCGCAAACGGACAACAGCCUGGACGGACAGCCUGGCGGCGGAGUGGCCAUCGGUUCGGGAUCCGGUUCGGGAUCAGGAUCGGGAUCGGGCAGCGAAGCUGGCGAUCCGGCGGGGGGCCAGUGCAUCCGGUUCAACGGCUUCCAGCCGGAGAACUGGCACAAGCUCUUCGACCAGAGCCUGCAGGAGCUGUCUGUGAUCUACUACCGCGUGGACGCGGACAAGGGCUUCAACUUCAGCGUCUCGGACGACGCGUACGUGUGCCAGAAGAAGAACCACUUCCAGGUUACUUGCCAUGCGCGCCUCCAGGGCGAUGCCAAAUUCGUGAAGACACCGUCCGGCUUCGAGAAAAUCAAAUCCUUCCACUUGCAUUUCUACGGCGUCAAGUUCGAGGCGCCCAACCAGACGAUCCGCGUGGAGCAGAGCCAAUCGGAUCGCUCCAAGAAGGCCUUCUAUCCCGUACCCAUCGAUCUCCAGAAGCACAUAGUGAGCAAGAUCACCGUGGGCCGGCUGCACUUUUCGGAGACGACGAACAACAACAUGCGCAAGAAGGGUCGCCCCAAUCCGGAGCAGCGCUUCUUCCAGCUGGUCGUGGGCCUCCAUGUGCACACCAUUUCCGGCAACUUUCCGGUGGUGAGUCACGGCAGCGAGAAGAUCAUCGUCCGUGCCUCGAACCCGGGUCAAUUCGAGUCCGACGUGGAUCUGUGCUGGCAGCGUGGCCUCACCCCAGAAUCGGUGGUCCACAUGGGUCGCGUGGGCAUCAACAUGGACCGGCCGGACGAGAGUCUGGUGGUCCAUGGCAACCUCAAGGUGUCCGGCCACAUCGUCCAGCCGAGCGACAGUCGCGCCAAGCAGGAGAUCGCCGAGCUGGACACGUCGGUGCAGCUACGCAAUCUGCAGAAGAUCCGGAUAGUGCGCUACCGCUACGAGCCGGAGUUCGCUGUGCACUCGGGUCUCCGGCGGCAGAGCGACACGCGGGAGAUCGAGGACACCGGCGUGAUUGCGCAGGAGGUGCGCGAGGUGAUCCCCGAUGCAGUGCAAGAGGCUGGCAGCGUGGUGCUGCCCAACGGAAGGGUCAUCGAGAACUUCCUGCUGGUCAAUAAGGACCGCAUUCUGAUGGAGAACAUCGGAGCCGUGAAGGAGCUGUGCAAGGUGACGGGAUCGCUGGAGUCGCGCAUCGAGCACCUGGAACGUGCCAACAUUGGCCAAAGCAGUCACCAACUGCGGGCCAAGGACCUGCUGGAGCCGCGCUGCAUCCUGCCGGAGCGAGGAGCCAUUAAGCCCUUCGCCAGUCGGCGGGACGGCUACGAGGUCUGCUCCAGCCGCUCCCUGCAGAUCGUCAUCUUCCUGCUGAUCAUCGUUAUGGCCGCCUGCCUGGCGGCGGUGUCGACGCUGUACUUCGUGGAGCACAACAAGCAGCAGCAGAUGGACUACCAGAUCUUCGGCAACGGUCACUUCCGCCCGGAGGCGGGGCCGACGCACCUGAGCGACGAGGAGCGGCACUACUUCCACACGCUCUUCAAGAACAAGACGAACGGCACGUGGCCCGGUCGGAUGUACGCCACCAGCAGCACGGCCCGUCCGCCCGGAUACCGACCGGCCGAGGAGGAGGCGGCUGACCUGGCGGCGGUGUUGGUCAAGCCGCAGGUGUCCAGUGGCCAGCCGAGUCCGAAGCACGUGCUGAUCACAACGACGGCGCCGCGGUUCAGCAACAAGACCAUCAACAGCAAGAAGGGCAAGUGGCCGCCCACCCAGGAGGUGCUGCGUCAAGCGGCCGGCCAGAAGUUGCACGUGGCCAAGGCUCCUGCUCCUGCUCCUCAUCCUCCGCCGCCGCCUCCUACUCCUAAUCCUUCUGCCGCAGCUGCUGUCGUCAACGAGACACUGGCCUCAACGGAGAAGCCUCCGCAGGCAAUACUCCUGCCGCAGGACUUCGAGAACAACUCCAUCGACAUCGAUGCCCAGCUGAAGCAGUCGUCGCAGCUGAAGCUGGACGAGCACAUCGUGGUGGUGGGCACCAUCGCCAGUCCCGCUUCCGAUGCCUACGACUCCAGUGGCCCCGCAGCCGCUGGCCAUCCCAUUCGCAAGUUCAACCCGGGCACCGUCUACACGCACGUCUACAAGACGGUGUCGCCACCCACAUCCAACCUGGCCCUGACCACCAACAAGGUGAGCACCGAGUCCGGCGUCCAGGGUCCGCUGGCCCAGGCUCUGGACGUUCCACCGCCGGCCAUUCCGUUGCGCAACAGCAGCGACAAUCCGGAUGCCCUGGACCUGCAGAACCUGAGCAACACCAACGAGUCCGUGGACAACCCCAUCACCGGGGUGUACGGCUUCGAGUACCAGGCAGCCGGGCUGCGGGAGUCCAAUGUGGGCAGGCGGUCGGCCAGCCAGCGGAGUCUGGAGUGGAUCCGGCAGCGGAGCUUCAAGACGCCGCUCUUUGGACAGCCGGCUGAGUGCAAUGGGGAUGAGUCGGUCAGCGAUAAUUGUCAGUCCGUUUGCUUCGAGGAACUGCCUCCGAAGCAGCCCGAGCCGGACAAUGUGGAUGCCAAUGUGAAGGAGCAGCAUGUCGAGGACGAUCUGCAGUCGGCUGAGGAGCAGGACCAGGAUCCGGACAUCCAAGAGCCGCAAUCCGCCGCCGUGGUUGGCAAUGAGACCUCGGCCGUACUGGAGGCCAACCAGCCAGGAUUCUUGGGCAAAAGUUCGCACAGCACCGAUGCCCUGGCCAAGAAGUUUCCCCAGGACACCGAAACGGUGCUCGCAGCCAAGGACGAUCCCGUCUACCAGCUGGUACAGGCUGCCUCCGCCUCUGCCUCUGCCUCUGCCCAGGAUCAGGAUCAGGGAUCAGGUGCCAAGGCGGAAGAGACGGUGCUGCCGCCCUUCCAACUGGACUGCUGGAGCGUGGCCAGCUGCGUCCUGGCCGCCCAGUACAACCACACCAUCGACGUGGAGCAGUUCUGUCCCACCUCGGGCAGUUCCCUCAAUGUCAGCUACAUAGUUCCCGUCUCGCGAUACCUGCAGGCCAGUAGUCUGGAGCUCCAUCUGAGCUCCAACAAGCCGCUGCAGUGGUCCAUCUGCAUCGACGAGGAUCAGGCCAAGCCCAGUGCCAACGCCCAGCUGAACGAAGAUGACGAGGCCACGCCCACCAGCGGAGUGAAGAUCCUCAAGCAGCAGGGCAAGAACAAGCUGAGCCUGGCUUUGGAUCUACCCGACCGCGGCUACUUCCUGCGUGACUUUAUGCUCCGCGCCAGCCACGACUUGGAGCAGUUGCAGCAAAAACUUUGCGACGACAGCGCUCACCUGGCGAACCCCAUACUCCAGUACAACUUUAGAAUCGUAAGAGAUUGUGAUUAGUUUACAGCUUAAUUUAUGACACGGAUCGAAUCUGAACUCCAAAAAUCUACGCAUAUGUGUGUGUACUGCAUGUUUGAAUGUUGCGGAUAUGUCCUGGCACCCCCAACACGGAUAACUCGUUUAAAUUAGGAAAAUGAGAAAAUGAUAUAAACUAAAACUGUUGAUCAGCGAGCAGAAGUUAAAACGAAUACAUUUAUACGUAAAAAAAAACAAAUCAUUAAUAAAUGCAAAACAAUUAUCGACCAUUUAAA
Drosophila elegans is the source of this 4931-nucleotide messenger RNA. RefSeq lists its product as uncharacterized. Gene Ontology annotation, cellular component: endoplasmic reticulum membrane; nucleus. The record is from RefSeq and is a predicted model, not a curated record. Gene Ontology annotation, molecular function: DNA-binding transcription factor activity; sequence-specific DNA binding. The coding region runs from base 292 to 4680 and encodes 1462 amino acids. The transcript has 9 exons. NCBI's taxonomy places the organism in Eukaryota, Metazoa, Arthropoda, Insecta, Diptera, Drosophilidae. Gene Ontology annotation, biological process: positive regulation of DNA-templated transcription; protein autoprocessing.